Molecule: messenger RNA, 1485 nt
Organism: Lactuca virosa
Lineage: Eukaryota; Viridiplantae; Streptophyta; Magnoliopsida; Asterales; Asteraceae
Source: the annotation of a GenBank genome assembly
AUGGAGAUUAUAACGAGUGGAAUCAUGUAUUGUUUCCGGACAGGAGGUCAAUUCCCAGACAUUUUGGGCAUAAACUGUACUUCUCUCUCAACUACUUCAGAAAUUUUCAAUAAGAUACUUGGAAAGAGUCAACCACAUAAGAAGGUCAACAACCGUUCUACACCCUUAAGACAAAUUCAGCAAUUAUAUUCUCAAAAGCAACAGUCAUCUGGCACAAAAAUGAUGUUGGUUAUUGCUGAUGAAUUGGAUUACUUGAUUACAAAGGACCGGGUGGUGCUCCAUGAUCUAUUUAUGCUAACAACAUUGCCCUUUUCAAAAAUUAUAUUGAUAGGUAUAGCUAAUGCAAUUGACUUAGCAGAUCGUUUCCUUCCAAAACUACAAUCUCUAAAUUGCAAACCAAUGGUUUUGUCUUUUCGAGCAUACACCAUGGAUCAAAUCAUCAUGAUUCUCAAACAACGGCUAGUGGCACUUCCUUACACUGUUUUCCAGCCACAAGCACUGGAACUUUGUGCAAGAAAAGUUGCAGCUUCAUCUGGAGAUAUGAGGAAAGCUCUUGGUAUCUGCAGAGGUGUAAUUGAGAGGCUGGAAACAGAGCUUAGAGAAUCUACUUCCACUUCAAAUCUAUCCUCCAUGGUGAGGGUUGAUCACAUGGCUAUUGCUUUAUCAAGGGCUUACAAAUCACCAAUAGUUGACACAAUACAAUCCCUUCCCCAACAUCAACAGGUAAAGAGGGUUUUGCUAACAUUCCAGGAUUCUUUAUGACUUCUGUAGUUUUGUGUGUUAUCACUUCUUUAUUCCAAAUAUGAAGGGUCCUUAGAUCCAUGGAUGUCAUCUUUAUGGACAAUGUUAUAUAAUAAAAAUCCAAAAUUCUUCUCAAAAGGUUUAAGUAUUUCUGUGUGUCUGAUAUGAAGAUGCUUGGUCAACCAAAAGUGGAAAUCACAUAUCUUGACUCGAAUGCAGUGCAUUCACAACCUUCAACACAAAUUGAAUCAUGAACGGUCACAUUUACGUUGAUGCAUUUUCAUUGCUACUAAACCUCCAUUUGUGGUAUAUUUUGACACCUGUUCGUGUGGAUUUCAUUUGGAGGGACUCAAGAGCAAACAAACUCUUCAUUGUUCUCAUUGAUCAAAAUAGAGAGAAAUUGUUAGCAGCUGUUCUCACAUGGCCAACUUUAUGUGGCGUUGUCCAGAGGAAUAUCACGUUUCAAUACCAAUGUAUUAGUAAAUCCGGAAAAAACUUUCGAUAAUGAUAGAAUCUACACAUCAAACGUUGUGUACAAAGAAGUUUUAUGUGAUUAACAAGGUAUAAUCAACAACUGUUAGGGUGCAAAGUCACUCUUGGAUGUAGUGUUUUAGGCUUACCCUCUUGUAUGUGUAAAUGGGUUGAGUCUUUCCUAUAAAUAGGAAGUGAGUAGGAAGUGAGUGACUCCCAUUAUGUAAGGAACCAUUUGGAGUGUUAGACUAGAGAGAGAAAUUGUGUACAAAC